Molecule: messenger RNA, 2073 nt
Organism: Trichomonas vaginalis G3
Lineage: Eukaryota; Parabasalia; Trichomonadida; Trichomonadidae
Exons: 1
Coding region: 1-2073 (690 amino acids)
Source: RefSeq, a predicted model, not a curated record
AUGAAUUUAGAAAAAAUUGACGCUGGGCUACACCCAGAACUAAAGAGGCCACCAGACUUUGAUUUCGACAGUCUAGACCAUUUAAAAUCACGUUACAAUUUUUUAAAAAACUAUGCAAAUCUCGAUACAAAUAAAGAUAUUCGAAAUCAGUCACGUAUUUUAUAUGAAACAAUAUUAUCAAACGUUUUAAAAACACGUAAUAUAUAUUUGUUAUAUCUUGCAUCUCAUUCAGACUUAUCUACACUUUCUGAAAACACACAACUCGAUAUUUUGAAGUGUAUUAACAAAAAACAAGAAGACAUAUCAAAUAAUUUCUCAUCGUCAUUCUCACAAUGUUUAUUAUUGCUUAUAAAAAAUUUUCAUGAAGAACCUGAAGUAUUUGCACAAAUUGUUUAUUCAUACUUUUCAAAAGACAUCUCAGACCAGUUAUACUUCGGAUACUCUACAUUUCCAGCCAUUUUUGGCUACUUUUCUUCCCAAGAAUUCACUUUUAAAGCAUCUCGUUUUAUUUUAGAGUUAUUCUCAAUAGAUGAAGACUUUAUCCUACUCGAAAGCGUAUUAGUACCAUUCCUUCUCUCCGCGCACUCAUUUUUGGAAGAUUUAUGGUGUCAAUUUCACAAAUUAUGCACAAUGACAUUAGGAAAGUUUGAUGAGAAGCGCUGUUACAACAUCUUGAUCGAAAGCCUACAGAACUCUAUUUCUUUACUUACAAAUUCCCAUAUUUUUGUAAUUCAACAGUUAAUCAUCCGAUUUCCACACAAAUCCAGUGAUAUUUUGAUCAGCCAGUUUUUAUACAAGUCAUUCAACAUGGUAUUCACAUGUGGAAGUGUCAUUCUCCCAAACGGCGCCAAAAAAUUUACAAAUUCAUGUUUUCAAAACAUUUUAUCAACACGAGAACACGAAAUCCAACAAAAGAUCUUUGAUAUUCUCAGUGGCAACUCCAUUUUCACAGACAAUUUGCCGAAACAGCCAACAACAUUUUUGUUCAAAAGAUAUCCAUUCAUUUUUUCAUUCGAAGACAUCAAACUUAUCUAUGAUAUUCUUAUUGAUGACAACAACUAUAAAUCUACAAUACAAUCUAUGUCAUCAGAAAUCUCUAAUUUUCAUGAAAACAAAAAUGUUUUUGAAGUUGAUAUGUUUUUUAGUUAUAAUCAGAAGAAAAAAUUAAAUAAUAAUGUUGUUUUUUCAAGGUCAUGGAAUUCGAUAGUUAAAGAAUCACAGAGGAAAAACAUUUGUCCAAUUGAUUUCUUUAAUGAUCUUAAAAAGAAUCAACAAUUACCUUUACUUUGCAUGUCAUUUGAAUUCGAGAAAUUCGCGUAUCAAGAAAUUGUUGAAAAACUAGAACAAGAAUUGAUUAAUUUGACUUUUUUGAUUGAUAGUGCUGUUGAAAAUGAAAUGUACAAGAGUUAUAGUGUUUGUCUUGAGAGAUUGUAUGAUAUAUGUUUAUCAUGGAAUUCAUUUACUGUUGUUGAAAGUUUUGAUUUGAUAAAAGGAGAAUUUCAAAUUUGUGAUUUAAUUAAUAUUGUCAAAAGUUCUGCAUUAAUUGUUUUUAGUGAUAUUGAUAAUAUUUCAUUGUUUCCAUUCCAUCUUUUGUGUUCUAUACUUGAUAAAUAUAAGAUAUUGAUUGAUGGACCUAUAUUAAAUCUCCAGAAUGAGUUUGUUCAACACAUUUACUCAUCUAGAUUAACUUACAGACAACAGAUUUCUUCUUAUCCAUCAGGUUUAAUGAUUGUUUUGAGAUACGCACAUAAUCUUUCUAAUGCUUUGGAUGAAAGUCUUGGAAGAAGACUUGUAGCAAUAAUUGAGUUCACAAAGACAAUUAUAUUAGUUGCAGAAUCAACAGAUAAUGAACUUGUUAAUGAUUUCUUUAACUUCGGUCUUUUCGCAAUAAAGAAUCGAAGUUUGCUUGGUUCUUUUAUAGUUUUAGACAAGAUUUUGAACAGUGGUUUCACAUUCACAGAUCAAUACAUGGCAGAACUCAAUUAUUGGAACAUUUUCUGUUCGAAAUUAUCUAUAACAUACAGUAAGAUCUUUGAUUUCCAAGAGAAACUUAUGAAAAUACUUUUUGUGUAA